Odocoileus virginianus texanus is the source of this 2450-nucleotide messenger RNA. The record is from RefSeq and is a predicted model, not a curated record. NCBI's taxonomy places the organism in Eukaryota, Metazoa, Chordata, Mammalia, Artiodactyla, Cervidae.
UUAAACUUCAAACAAGCAAACAAGCAAAAAAGAAAAAGAGGAAAAAAAAAAACCAAAAAACAAAAAGCGAGAGCCCGGCCCUCUGUCACCUGACUGAGUGGGAAAGAGGGUGAAGGGGUCAGUGGGGACGGGGGACUGGAUGCCCCCCGUAGCUUUUAACCCUACUGUGGCUGAGACCACCACCUUAUUUGUGCUAACAAGAAGCGUUUUGUUCCUUAUGACUGUGGUUAACAUUAGUAUUGGUGUCGAUAACAAAGCUGAAAUCACAUAUUUAGGAUUUAGAUCUGAUUUAAAAAAUGCUGGGGUGGAUGUUCCAAUCGGAGCAGAAGAGAGAAUGAAAACAGCCUGGGGAGGGGGAAGCCAAAUCCUUCUCCUGGCUCGCUGACUCGUGGAUGUCAUGUUCGCUCUUCUGGGGGUGGCCAAAAACCUACCGGUGUCGGGGCGAGAAGCGGCCCUCGCCUGCCCGCGUGUGCGUCCUCGGGCAUUCGUGCAGACUGGACUCCGUGCCGGGGCGAGCUGACACGAGUUCGAGACUGCAUAGAACAUGGAGAUGUCAUGGGCGCGACAGAGCCUGGCGGGGAUACCAGCAGCGUGAUGAGUUCCACCCGUUCAUCGAGGCGCUGCUGCCUCACGUCCGCGCCUUCUCCUACACCUGGUUCAACCUGCAGGCGCGGAAGCGCAAGUACUUCAAGAAGCACGAGAAGCGGAUGUCGAAGGACGAGGAGCGGGCGGUGAAGGACGAGCUGCUGGGCGAGAAGCCCGAGAUCAAGCAGAAGUGGGCAUCCCGGCUGCUGGCCAAGCUGCGCAAAGACAUCCGGCCCGAGUUCCGGGAGGACUUUGUGCUGACCAUCACGGGCAAGAAGCCCCCCUGCUGUGUGCUCUCCAACCCCGACCAGAAGGGCAAGAUCCGGCGGAUUGACUGCCUUCGCCAGGCCGACAAGGUGUGGAGGCUGGACCUGGUCAUGGUGAUUUUGUUUAAGGGGAUCCCCCUGGAAAGUACUGACGGGGAGCGGCUCUACAAGUCGCCCCAGUGCUCGAACCCCGGCCUGUGCGUGCAGCCACAUCACAUUGGAGUCACAAUCAAAGAACUGGAUCUUUAUCUGGCUUACUUUGUCCACACUCCGGAAUCCGGACAAUCAGAUAGUUCAAACCAGCAAGGAGAUGCGGACAUCAAACCACUGCCCAACGGGCACUUAAGUUUCCAGGACUGUUUUGUGACUUCCGGGGUCUGGAAUGUGACGGAGCUGGUGAGAGUAUCACAGACUCCUGUCGCAACAGCAUCAGGGCCCAACUUCUCGCUGGCAGACCUGGAGAGUCCCAGCUACUACAAUAUAAACCAGGUGACCCUGGGGCGGCGAUCCAUCACCUCCCCUCCUUCCACCAGCACCACCAAGCGCCCCAAGUCCAUCGAUGACAGUGAGAUGGAGAGCCCUGUCGACGACGUCUUCUAUCCUGGCACAGGCCGCUCCCCGGCAGCUGGCAGCAGCCAGUCCAGCGGUUGGCCCAACGAUGUGGAUGCAGGCCCGGCUUCUCUAAAGAAGUCAGGAAAGCUGGACUUCUGCAGUGCCCUCUCCUCUCAGGGCAGCUCCCCGCGCAUGGCUUUCACUCACCACCCGCUGCCUGUGCUUGCUGGAGUCAGACCAGGGAGCCCCCGGGCCACGGCGUCAGCGCUGCACUUCCCCUCCACGUCCAUCAUCCAGCAGUCGAGCCCGUACUUCACGCACCCGACCAUCCGCUACCACCACCACCACGGGCAGGACUCGCUGAAGGAGUUUGUGCAGUUUGUGUGCUCUGAUGGCUCGGGCCAGGCCACCGGACAGCAUUCGCAGCGACAGGCGCCUCCUCUGCCAACCGGUUUGUCAGCAUCGGACCCCGGGACGGCAACUUUCUGAACAUCCCACAGCAGUCUCAGUCCUGGUUCCUCUGAUAAGAUCAACAAAAGAAAUGACAAAAUGAAAAGAAGAGGUUCCUCAAACGGGGGGAGAAGAAAUUUUGAGACGUGGAAAAAAAAAUCCCCCAGCCCAGCCCAGCCCCACCGAAAAGCAAAAAUUAGACGUCGUCAGCCACUCAGCCCUUCUCUCCUCCAGCCCGGGGACCCCUGCAGGCCCCCAGAAGCAGCUCAGUUCUCAGAGAGCCUCGGAAGAGGUCUCGGUGGAGCUGUGCGCCAGCAGCCAAGCAGAAAGAAACAUGCAAAACGGACUCUGUCAAGUAGAGGACAGAAAGAAAGGAUGCAGAACUGCCUUCCUCCCCCCACAUCCCGUCCCGGCCUUCUGGGGAAGAAGCAAAAUCCCCAAACAAAGCAACCAGCACAAUUCUGAAGGGGCCUGUCCCCUACCCUCACCCUUCCCAGGGGAACCCCACCCUUGACUCCAGCCGGAGCUUUACUUGGGAGCUCAGAGGACCAGCUUGUAAAGAUGAUGGGGUGCAGACCCCGAGGGCUCUCCCCUGCA